Molecule: messenger RNA, 648 nt
Organism: Teleopsis dalmanni
Lineage: Eukaryota; Metazoa; Arthropoda; Insecta; Diptera; Diopsidae
Product: B9 domain-containing protein 1-like
Exons: 3
Coding region: 31-603 (190 amino acids)
Biological process (GO): cilium assembly
Cellular component (GO): MKS complex
Source: RefSeq, a predicted model, not a curated record
UGAUAUUUAUUCAGUUAUCAAGUUAAAAAUAUGGAAUCACCUACGACUGCAAGCACUAUCAAUAUUUUUAUAUCUGGGCAAUUGGAAUCUGCAAUAUUUCCAAUGGGUCCAGAUGCUGAUGAAAUAUUUUGCCGCUACGAAGUGGUUGCUGGUGCCGAUUGGGAAUUGGUGUCUGGUUGUCAAAAUGGUAUAACGCAGACGGCUUCAAACAAAUGUGGCCACUACAAUGACAAAAUCGUACUGAAUAUGCCAAUCGAAAUAACAUUCAAAAGUACAAGUCCUCAUGGAUGGCCUCAAAUUAUAGUAAUAAUUUAUGGUAAAACUCGCUGGGGUGUUGAAACAGUUUUAGGUUACAGCCGCGCUCAUGUACCUAUAUUUGGUUCGAAUAGUGCACGUAGAAUUACAGCGCCAAUACUAAUACCAAAAUGUACCAAUCUUGUUUCACAAAUGACAAGCUGGAUUACUGGAAAAAAUCCUGAAUUAAAGAAUCCAAGAAUUUUACUUGAUGCCAAUAUAAAUGGUUUAGCAGUGGAAUCAUAUGGAGAAAUUAUUCUGAUGUUUAACGUUAUUUCCAGAGGAGCAAAUCAGCUCGGAUAUGAUUAGGGUUGAAAUUAAAACAUAUAGAUAUUUUUUUCCAUUCGUUUUUUU